Molecule: messenger RNA, 361 nt
Organism: Staurois parvus
Lineage: Eukaryota; Metazoa; Chordata; Amphibia; Anura; Ranidae
Source: the annotation of a GenBank genome assembly
GUUGCACUGGUGGGCACAGGUGGGUGGCACUGCUGGGCACAGGUGGGUGGCACUGCUGGGCACAGGUGGGUGGCACUGCAGGGUGGCACAGUUGGGUGCACUGCUGGGCACAGGUGGGCGGAGCUAGUGGGUGCACUGCUGGGCACAGGUGGGCGGAACUUGUGGGUGGCACUGCUGGGCACCGAUCAUCAGGGCACUGAUCAUCAGUGCCCUGAUGAUCGGUGCCGAUCCCUGCUCUAACAACUGCCGGUUCUCAGCAGUACUUUCCUCAUGAUCUGACAGCCGAUCACGUAGAUUGCCGGGGGACGCGCAGGAGAGCGCGUUCUGGGAGGGCGUCAUAUGACGCCUACCCAGAACUGGC